This is a messenger RNA of Lycium ferocissimum, 1899 nucleotides long. RefSeq names its product inositol transporter 1. Gene Ontology annotation, biological process: transmembrane transport. Gene Ontology annotation, molecular function: myo-inositol:proton symporter activity. Bases 388 to 1875 code for a protein of 495 amino acids. Lineage: Eukaryota; Viridiplantae; Streptophyta; Magnoliopsida; Solanales; Solanaceae. The record is from RefSeq and is a predicted model, not a curated record. Gene Ontology annotation, cellular component: membrane. The transcript has 6 exons.
CUAAACUCUUUUUAAACAAUUCCCCUUCUUUUUCAUCAUUCAUUUCUCUUCUUAAUUAAACAUUUACAUAUCUUUGUUCCUAGUAUUAUUUUCUCCUGAAAAUCCAUCAAUUGAAAAUCAAUAUUUCUUGAACUCAUUUGCUAGAUUAAAGGAGCUAAAAACAACCGUAAUAUCCAUUUUUGGGAUUUUUAUUUCCCAAUUUUGACCUUCAAAGCUCAUUUGGUUAAGCUGAGAACAAUUUUCAGCAACCAUUUCUUCCUAGAUUUUAACUGCCCCAAAAAUCUGGCAUUUCCCACUUUUCUGGGAUUUAUUUCCUUUGGAAUUAUAUGAUCUGAGCUUGAAACUGUACAGCUUGUUGAUUGAAAUACUCAUUUGGAGUAGAAGAUAAUGACGAUAGUUUCAAUACCGGGAAGUUCGGGGUACUUGGAUGCAAAUGAUAGGAAAGUUUCUUACUUCAGCAAUCCCUAUGUUUUGGGUUUGACUUUCGUUGCCGGUAUUGGUGGUCUCCUUUUCGGCUACGACACAGGAGUAAUAUCUGGUGCACUUCUGUACAUUAAGGAUGAAUUUCCUGAAGUCAAUCAAAGCAGUUUCCUACAGGAAACUAUUGUCAGUAUGGCAUUGGUUGGUGCGAUGAUUGGAGCUGCUGCUGGGGGCUGGAUUAAUGAUUAUUUUGGACGAAAGAAAGCUACUUUGUCUGCUGAUGUUGUUUUCGUACUAGGAUCUGUGGUGAUGGGUGCAGCUCCGGAUCCAUACAUUCUUAUACUUGGACGACUCUUAGUAGGUUUGGGAGUUGGUGUUGCUUCUGUCACUGCUCCUGUUUACAUCGCUGAAGCAUCGCCAUCAGAAAUUCGGGGGGGCCUUGUGAGCACAAAUGUACUAAUGAUUACGGGUGGACAGUUUCUUUCCUACCUUGUGAAUCUUGCUUUCACAGAGAUACCGGGAACUUGGAGAUGGAUGCUUGGAGUGGCGGGAGUGCCUGCUGCUAUUCAAUUUGUUCUCAUGCUAUUUUUACCUGAGUCUCCGCGAUGGCUUUACAUGAAGAAGGAUAAAUCUGAAGCUGCUGCUGUUCUAGCUAAGAUUUAUGAUCCUUAUCGGUUGGAGGAGGAGCUUGAUCAGCUUGCUACUGCAUUAGAGGAAGAACGCUUGAGAAAGCAGGCUAUCAGUUACCUGGAUGUUUUUAGGAAGAAAGAGAUCAGACUUGCGUUCUUUGCUGGAGCUGGACUGCAGGCAUUUCAGCAGUUCACAGGCAUCAACACAGUUAUGUAUUACAGUCCAACAAUUGUGCAGAUGGCUGGGUUUAAGUCGAAUCAGCUUGCAUUACUUCUAUCUCUCAUUGUUGCUUUAAUGAAUGCCAUGGGUACUAUAGUGGGAAUUUACCUCAUUGAUCAGUUUGGACGCAAAAAGUUGGCAUUGACAAGCUUAUCUGGUGUAAUUGUAUCCUUGAUUCUCCUUGCUGUAGCAUUCAUCUUAGAGUCAUCUACUUCAGGCAGUGUCGGGGCCUAUGGCUGGAUUGCCGUAAUAGGUUUGGCCCUCUAUAUUGCUUUCUUUGCACCUGGUAUGGGUCCUGUGCCAUGGACAGUGAACUCCGAAAUAUACCCUGAGUCCUACAGAGGAAUGUGUGGUGGCAUGUCUGCUACUGUUAACUGGAUAUCAAAUCUCAUAGUGGCCCAGAGUUUCCUAUCCUUAGCUGAGGCAGCGGGCACGGGUGUUACUUUCUUGAUACUAGCUGGUAUAGCGGUGAUGGCAUUUGUGUUUGUCGCGGUGUUCGUGCCAGAGACCAAGGGCUUGUCAUUUGAAGAAAUGGAGAGGAUCUGGAAGGAGAAAGCUUGGGGUAAUGGGUCUGGAAAAGAAGCACUUCUUGAAGCAAGAAGCUAGUUAUAAACCAUGUUGCUCUGACUU